AUGCCCGCCUUUUGUUUCAAAACUCUGAAACUCUCUCUUUCAGAAACUUCACUCAAGCUUCGAUUUUUCUCACUCCAUGUUCGGUUCUUUAAGUCCCAUACAAAAAUUUCCAAAACCCAUCACUUUAAACUCGCAUUAGAUGACUCUCAACUUCUCCGCUGCCUCUCCCAACAAAAUAUCCAACAAGCACGCAACCUGCUUGACAAAAUUCCCAACAGAAGCCGCCAUGGCCGAAUUGUUUACUGGACUUCUUUGCUUACGAAAUACUCGAGAACUGGCUUCAUUGACGAAGCUAGAGUUCUUUUUGAUAUCAUGCCUGAGAGAAAUAUUGUUAGUUACAACGUGAUGCUGUCAGGGUAUUUGCAGUGUGGGAGGUUGACUCUGGCAAGGAAGUUGUUUCAAGAGAUGCCAGAGAGGAAUGUUGUUUCAUGGACUUCGAUGCUUUGUGGGUUAGCUGAUGCAGGAAGGAUUUGUGAGGCAAGAGGAUUGUUCAAGGAGAUGCCAGAGAGGAAUGUUGUCUCAUGGAAUGCAAUGGUUGUUGGGUUGAUUAGGAAUGGGGAUUUGGAGGAAGCAAGGCUGGUUUUUUAUGAGAUUCCAGAGAAGAAUGUGGUUUCUUUUAAUGCUAUGAUUAAGGGGUUGGUGGAGAAUGGUAGGAUGGAGGAAGCCAGGGUUUUGUUUGAGGAGAUGGAGGAUACGAAUGUGAUAACUUGGACUAGUAUGAUAGCAGGUUAUUGCAGGGUAGGUGAUGUUCAGGAGGCUUAUUGUUUGUUCUAUAGAAUUCCUGAUAGAAAUGUUAUUUCUUGGACAGCCAUGAUUAGCGGGUUCACUUGGAAUGGUUACUAUGAAGAAGCAUUAUUGCUUUUUAUCGAGAUGAAGAGGAGUUCUGAUAUAGCACCAAAUGGAGAAACCUUUGUUUCACUUGCUUAUGCUUGUGCUGGUAUGAGGUUUCAUCAUCUUGGCAAGCAGGUACAUACUCAAUUGAUUAUUAAUGGGUCGGAAUACGAUGAUUAUGAUGGCAGGUUAGCCAAGAGCCUUAUUCACAUGUACUCUUCAUUUGGCAUCAUGGAUUAUGCACACUACAUCUUUAACAGGAACUUAAACAGUUAUGUUGUUCAAUCUUGUAAUUGUAUGAUUAAUGGUUAUACUCGGACUGGACAAGUGGAACUGGCUCAAGAAUUGUUUGACACUGUACCUGUUCGGGACAAGAUCACAUGGACUUCAAUGAUCAAUGGGUAUUUUAAUAUUGGCAAUGUUUCUGAGGCUUGCUAUUUAUUUGAAAACAUGCCCGAUAAGGAUGCAAUUGCAUGGACUGCAAUGAUUUCAGGGCUUGUCCAAAAUGAGCUUUUUGCUAAGGCUACCUCUUUCCUUUUGGGAAUGCGGGCUCAUGGUGUUCCACCAUUAAGUUCUACAUAUGCCAUUCUUUUUGGAGCCGCUGGUGCAAUGGCUCACCUUGAUAUUGGGAGGCAGUUGCAUAGCAUGUUGAUGAAAACACUAUCUGACUUUGACUUAUUUCUUGGUAAUUCUCUGAUCUCAAUGUAUGCAAAAUGUGGGGAGAUACAUGAUGCAUACAGCAUAUUCACUAACAUGAAUUAUCGUGACCUAAUUUCUUGGAAUACUAUGAUUAUGGGAUUAGCACAUCAUGGUCUGGCAAAUGAAACACUUAAAGUUUUUAAUGCCAUGCUCCAAUCUGGGACUUGCCCGAAUUCAGUUACAUUUUUGGAAUCCUAUCAGCAUUUGGCCAUACUGGGUUGGUUAGUCAAGGAUGGCAAAUAUUUAAUGCAAUGUGCAAUGUUUAUGCAAUUCAACCAGAGAAGUGCUGACAUCGCUAAACAUGCUGCCAGGCGACUCCUUGAGCUGGAUCCUUUGAAUGCACCUGCUCAUGUUGCACUCUGCAACAUAUAUGCAGCCAGUGGUCAGCAUGUCGAGGAGCAAAAAUUAAGGAAGGAGAUGGGUUUGAAGGGUGUGAGAAAGGUCCCUGGAUGCAGUUGGAUAGUUCUAAAUGGAAAUGUUCAUGUCUUUCUAUCAGGAGAUAAGCUAGAUCCAGAAAUAGAUGAAAUAUUAUUAUUCUUAUUCCAAUUUGAUAUGAGUGGCAUUAUCUUGAUGAUUCCUAUGAGGUCUGAUUCAGAUAAGCCUUUGGCUGGGAAGGAUUGGAUGCAAUAUAGAGUAGCUAAAGUUUUUUCUGCAAUAAAGAUACCAUAUCACUUGUCAAAUAUGGACACUAUCAAGGAAUGCUCUAUUGUCAUAUCUGGUGUUAUGGCAAUAUCGAUAUUGCUUGGAGUAAUUAAUAAAGCUCUCGUGCAAAAUGUUGAAUGCAGCUGGGUUCAUAGAUAUGUUUUAUUGAUAGGAUAUGGAAAAGGUCACACGUUAGUUACUCUGAAGAUUUCCAUGAUUGUCCUUGCUAUCGACUGGCUGGAGGAAGCUCGAUUGCUUCCUAAAAUCCUCAAACCGUUGCUGACUGAAGUUGGGACCCGUUUGAAUAUGAGACUUUGCCUUUUAUUUUUGGUUAUCUACGAGCUGAAGGAGGAGCUUGCUGGGCUAGAUUAUCUGAAGGGGGAGAUGCUUGCUUUAAUGCGUAGUUUGGAGUACGGUGCAAGAGUUCGAGAUGCAGAUUGUAGUUUGCUCAACUUGCCCUCCCGUGCAGACGAGGAUAAUUGA
This is a messenger RNA of Dovyalis caffra, 2655 nucleotides long. The record is from the annotation of a GenBank genome assembly. Lineage: Eukaryota; Viridiplantae; Streptophyta; Magnoliopsida; Malpighiales; Salicaceae.